This is a messenger RNA of Lathyrus sativus (Indian pea), 360 nucleotides long. The record is from the annotation of a GenBank genome assembly. NCBI's taxonomy places the organism in Eukaryota, Viridiplantae, Streptophyta, Magnoliopsida, Fabales, Fabaceae.
AUGGAAUAUUUUCAUAGAAGUGUGCAUAGCAGAUCCAUUGAGCUUCUUUUGGAGAAGGUGAUAGCUUUCUCUAGGGCGACAGGCUUGUUUGUGAACUCUUCUAAGUGCAAUGUGUACUAUGGUGGAGUGGAGCAGACUGUGAAGAAUAAUAUUUAUGGUAUCACCUUUUUCCCUAAUGGGAAUCUUCCUUUUAGGUACCUUGGGGUCCCUCUCACAAGCAGGAAGCUUUCUAUAAGCCACUACAUGGGCCUGGUGGAUAGGAUUGUGAAGCGAAUUAAGCAUUGGAGUUUAAAGUUGUUAAGCUAUGCUAGUAGAGUGCAAUUGAUCCAAAGUGUCGCUACUGCCAUGACAUCUUAUUAG